Gigantopelta aegis is the source of this 3072-nucleotide messenger RNA. Its product is annotated as thioredoxin domain-containing protein 5-like. Lineage: Eukaryota; Metazoa; Mollusca; Gastropoda; Neomphalida; Peltospiridae. The coding region runs from base 95 to 502 and encodes 135 amino acids. Gene Ontology annotation, molecular function: protein disulfide isomerase activity. The transcript is spliced from 4 exons. Gene Ontology annotation, cellular component: endoplasmic reticulum. The record is from RefSeq and is a predicted model, not a curated record. Gene Ontology annotation, biological process: protein folding.
CCCAAUUCCGUAGUAACACACGGUUUCACUUCCGGGUUUCAUCAGAACGUCAGUUUUUAAAAAUUCUGAUUCUUUUAAUUAUUAAUCUAAGAUCAUGCUGAAACAGUUUCUGGCUUCGUGUCACUUGACCUAUCAACUUUUGGCAGCCAGUCCGCCGGCUGGUGUUGUAUGUUUGACUGAGAAAGACUUUCAGGAAAAGAUAUCAAAAGGAUACGUUUUUGUCAAGUUCUAUCAACCUUGGUGUAUACACUGUAAAAGAUUAUCCCCUACCUGGGAUGACCUAUCAAACAAGUUUUCGUCUAUAGAAGGUGUCACAAUAGCUGAAAUAAACUGCACACAGUGUUCAAGUCUGUGUUCAAAUCAUCAGGUGUCAGGAUACCCGACUCUAGUGUUGUAUCGUGACGGCGUAAAACUGGGGGAGCACAGAGGACAGAGAAGUCUGGAAAACCUCUACUCGUUUGUGAUGAGACACGUCGAGCGAAAUCAAGACGAACUAUAUUAACACCUGCUUCAUUUAAUGCUUCCAGGUGUAUUCUGGGACAUAUUAAAUAGUUGUAGAACUGAGUCUGUAAAUGGUUUAGAAGGAAGUGGUAGGUCUGCAUGGUUUGUAAGGAAUUCCCACGUUGACGGAAGUGGUUAUGAACUGUAAAUAUUAGUUUAAUUAUACUACAGGCUUUGUAAUCAUGGAAGCUUCCAGGUGCAUUCUGGGACAUAAUAAAUCGUUAUAAAACUAAGGAUGUAAAAUGUGUUGGCGGGAAGUGGUAGGGCUAUAUGGCUUAUAACUAAGGCUUCUCAUGUUAACAGAAGUCGCCAUGAAAUUAGAUUAUAUUACGUCUGCAGGCUUCUUAAUUACGGAUGCUUUCAGGUGCAUUCUGGGACAUAAUAAAUUGUUAUAAAACUAAGGAUGUAAAAUGUGUUGGCGGGAAGUGGUAGGGCUACAUGGCUUAUAACUAGGGCUUCUCAUGUUAACAGAAGUCGCCAUGAACUGUAAAUUAUACUACGUCUGUAGGCACCUUAAUUACUGGUAUGGCUGCUUUCAGGUGCAUUCUGGGACAUAUUAAAUCAUCUCCUUUAUCGUCAUAAAACUGGGGAUGUAAAACGUGGUGGGUGGGCUGCAUAACUUGUGGCUUCUCCUUUGUCUGAAAUACCUAAUAUACCCUAAUUAAGAUUAAACCUUUAUUCUGAAACAAAUGUAACAAAUUCUGUAUUUUAAUUUUUUUUUUUAAGAUCUCUGCUUAUAAAAGUUGAAGUCAAGAAUCAGGAAUUUAAUGAAGCGUCACCUGUACAAAUUUCCGUUAGCAUGCUGUUAAAAGACUUGUGGCUAACAGGAUUAGAAGCGCAGGUGUACGGGCUACCAUUUUCGUAGGGGCACAGACAGAUUUUUUAUUGAAUUAAACGAAAAUGCCCGAAUAUUGAUAACAACAUUUAUUCAUAUUAGAAUUUCUGCAAAACGUCUGGAUUGGGUUGUAAACAAAUGACUACAUGUCUUUACACAGAUUACAUCUAAUAUUUUUGGUAGAAUGAUGGAAAUACAUGGUGAAAAGGUUUCAGGCAAGCUCAUAGUGCUCGAAUAUCUAUAUCUUUUUGGCUUGAAUUUAAAAGUGGUGCAUUUGACGACCCCCCCCCCCCCCCCCCCCAACCUCCAGUCCCCAGUCUCGUAUACUUGUUACCCAAUAUCAUUAUUUUAUUAUGUUAAGAUCAUGUCUCUGGAUUACGCUAUUGCUUGUUAGGGGCCAGGUUAGUUAACUGUAUCACGGUUUCAAGAAUCAUGAUGCCUGUAUAAAGUACAGUGCAUAAUCAAGUGGGAAUUCGGAGAAAAAAAAGAAGUUAUAAUUUGUUUUAUCUUUGUUCAUACUAAUGAUUUUGUUUAGUUUUGACUUGGAUCCAGCGAGCUUUUUUGCUUUCUUAUUUUUUUCUGUCUUUUUUUUUCUUUUUUUUCCCUUUUUUCUUUUCUUUUUCUUAUUUCCUUUUUUUUCUUUUUUCUUUUUGGUUCGUUUUUCUUUUUUGGUUUGGGUUUUUUCUUUCUGCUUGCUUGUGGUGUUUUUGUCAUUGUUUUUUAUAUAACUUAUCUUUCUCAGUAUUUAUGAAUGUGAAUUUGUGUCCAUCUUUUUCUAGAAAAUAUAUUUUGAAAGGACAAUAUUUAUUUUGGAAUGACCUUGAUGGACAUGUAUGAACUGUUGAUAGCAGAACUAGUCUACUAAAGUUGUGUUUUUGUUUGUUUACGUUGUGAAAAGUGAUUACAGGGUUCAUACGGGGUCACAGGGCCGUAGCUAGGAUUUUUGGUUGGGGGGGGGGGGGGCAAGUGAGUAGUUAAUAGUCUAAAACUCCUUUUCUUUAACUUGCUAUAAUGCCCCCCUUGCCCCCCUGCUAGCUACGGCCCUGGGUCACGGAGAUUCUAAAAAGUAAUGAAAUUUGCAAAUAUUGUUUUGCAGGCCUGGAAAGUCAUAAAAUUUUGAGUUGGAUAAGGUAAAGUUCUAAAAAACACACAAUUAACACUGGAAAUAGAUUGUAUAAAAACAUUGUGGUGCAUGUGUUAAUAAAGAGAUUGACAGAGUGGGUGUGGGUGAUGUUUUGGCAUACUUCCAUCAGAGAACUGUUCAAGCUCGCCUGUCGUGGGAACAACCUCUGACUUCGUCAGAGAGUUCUGUCCGUGACAGGAAAGAGAAUAUCUAAUCACUAAAGUUCUAUACACCUGGAAACUAAUUAAGCCCCUUCUGAACUGUACUGCAGACAAAAAGACGGAAAGGGUAGUUAUGCAUACCGACGGUGUUUAAAUCUGAUACUGUCAGUUUUUACAUGUUCUGUAUCUACUGGGAACUAUGUUGAACAUCGCCUUAAAAUGUUUCUUGAAAAUGCCUUUAAAAAGGCAUGGAAACUCGUGGAAUUUGAUAAAAUGUACGAACCCUGGAUUACGAUGUACACGCGGUGCCUUUGAUAUUUUUACACUUAAUGCUAUUAAUAGAUGCUUUUCACACAAGUAUUAUUUACAUCUGUUCAGUACUAUUUGUACAAGAUAUUUAAAUUUUUUAUGGAGUUGUACUGUUAAAGAAAAAUACAUUGUGGAAUGGUAAA